This is a messenger RNA of Polyodon spathula (Mississippi paddlefish), 3641 nucleotides long. Its product is annotated as protoheme IX farnesyltransferase, mitochondrial-like. The transcript is spliced from 7 exons. Gene Ontology annotation, biological process: heme biosynthetic process. Lineage: Eukaryota; Metazoa; Chordata; Actinopteri; Acipenseriformes; Polyodontidae. Gene Ontology annotation, molecular function: protoheme IX farnesyltransferase activity. The record is from RefSeq and is a predicted model, not a curated record. Bases 82 to 1401 code for a protein of 439 amino acids. Gene Ontology annotation, cellular component: mitochondrion; mitochondrial membrane.
UUGUUUUCGGUGUCGGUAAAGAUGGCGGCCCGCAGCAUGUGAAGAGGACAGAUUUAAAACCAGGCGUUUAGCUGCACAGUCAUGUACAACUCGCCAUGCAGAAAGCUGACAGGUCUGGUUGGUGUUAGCAUUCUCCAGAGUCUUGAAAAUGCAGCCCAGGCAAGGCUGUGCUCCCAUAACCUUGUUCAACUAUGCAGGUCCUCCUGCAGCAAAUGGAUUACCUUCCAUCACUGUAACUUUCUCAAGCGCCAGUAUGUCACAAACACAGCCGGUGCAUGUCAGCAUGCAAAGCCAAAGCAGGAAGCACUGACCACUCCGCUGGUGGAGCGGCAUCCGCAUUUACAAGAUGAAACAGUUAUUCGUCACGUCCAGCAGACUUCAGCAGUCGACCGACAUCCUUCCAGGGUACAGUUUCCUAAGAAGACCCCCACUCAGGAUACAGAGGGGGCCAGCUCGGACGAGGAUCCUUCCAUUGCUCAGGAGACCAGACAGUGGAAGGAAAUCAAGGUGAUGCUUGGGGACCUACCAGGAAUCUACGCAAGACUGUCUAAAAUCAGGCUGACAGCCUUGGUUGUCAUGACUGCAUCAGCUGGCUAUGCUAUGGCUCCGGUGCCCUUUGAUCCCAGCUGCUUCCUCCUUGCUUCCCUGGGAACGGGCCUCGCUUCCUGUGCUGCCAACUCCAUCAACCAGUACUUUGAGGUUCCCUUUGACUCCAACAUGAACAGGACCAAGAACAGGCCACUGGUUAGAGGCCAGAUCAGCCCUCUCCACGCAGUGAGCUUUGCUGCAGCCUGUGCAGUUCCUGGCAUCACCCUGCUCGCCCUGACAGUGAACCCUCUAACGGGAGCCCUGGGUGCCCUAAACCUCUUCCUGUACACCUGCUGCUACACCCCCCUGAAGAGGGUGAGCAUCACCAACACCUGGGUGGGCGCCGUCGUUGGAGCGAUCCCUCCUGUUAUGGGCUGGACAGCGGCCACAGGCAGCCUGGACGUGGGUGCCCUGCUCCUGGGAGGGAUCCUGUACUCCUGGCAGUUCCCUCAUUUCAACGCUCUCAGCUGGAAUCUGCGGGAGGACUACUCCAGGGGAGGCUACCGCAUGAUGUCCGUCACCCACCCAGCGCUCUGCCGGAGAGUGGCACUGCGGCACAGCCUGGCCCUCACCGGACUGUCUGUCCUGGCGCCGGCCCUGGACGUCACCAGCUGGACCUUCCCACUCAUCUCCCUCCCUGUCAACCUGUACAUCAGCUACCUUGGGUACGGCUUCUACAGAGAUGCGGACCGCAGCAGCGCCCGCAAACUCUUCUUCUGCAGCCUCUGGCACCUGCCCAUGCUGCUGCUCCUCAUGCUCACCUGUAAGAAACACAGAGUGGACAAGGAAGGCGAAUCCGUGGCUCACAGUUAACUGGCGUGGCACACGAAAACCACUGAGGCGUUUAUUUUUUAAAAUAUCAUUUUACCAAACAAACGAUGAUGUGUCCAUGUGUUAAUCAAGGAGAAAAAUACUUGUUUGUGGAUACAUUGAUACAGAUAUUCAGAGGGUGGGAAUUUAUGUUCUCAUAACCUUGUUGACACACGCUGCUUCCAAGCCACAGCUAUUGUUUUUUUUCAAUAGAUCCAGUACCAGUUGGAAUAUGAAGGGUACUCACGUAUUAGGUAACAAGCAAUAUGCACAGGAUUUGCUUUGUCCAUAUAACCUCCCUCCCUUACAGUUACAGCAUAUACUUCAGGGAAUGUUUAUUGCAAUACGAAGCCCAGCUUGUGCGAUUCAAUUUGACAGUUAACACACUGUAUUGCGGAUUUCUUUGAGGUCUGUUAGUUUGGUCCUUGUUUGUUACACAGAAGACGAUGAUCGUGAUAACAACACAUAUGAAAGCUGCAUAGAUUCUCAAAUUAUUGAUUUUUUUUUUUGGUCUCUGCAAGCUUGUAAUUAACUGUUUUUAUAUAACUUAAAUACUUAAGGCACUGAUUAAAACUUGGACAAAGUAAUUGGCCUUGACUAGAAAACGCAUAAACGGGUAUAAUGUGUGAACCACCAAAUAUGACCCUUAAUAAAAUACCAUACAUGAUUUUUUAAAAUUUUUUGGAGGGGGUUGUCUUUGUUUUUAACACAGAAAUCUCAGCCUAGAUGGCUGUGCUAUUCUCUCAUAAACUCUGUCUAAAGUAUUGUCUUUCAGUACUCUAGUUUGGCCUCUGCUUACCAGAUCUUCAUUCAGAAGGACCAGGACAGUCACAGCUGUUGCUAUGUACAGUACUAAAGCAAUCUCCAGAUGAAAAUCAGUCUUGUGCCAACAGAAGAUCUGUAAUCACUCUACCACACCACUUGCGGCAUCAUAAGUAUUCCAGAUAUGUUGUUGUAGUCGCUAUGGUCAAGCAUGUCAAGUGGUUUUGUAGUCCACAUCUUGCAGUUAUUACUUCUUCGCUGUGGUUUAUCUAGAGCCUUCACUUUAAAUUCAGUACCUUUUACAUUUUACUUUGCUUUUAUCUUUUUGUGACUUGCAAGUACUAGAAAUACGUAUCUUUGUAUCUUUGUUCUGUUGUGCCCCUGGAAAAGAAGUGCUGACACUGAUAUCCACACAGCUCACAGAAUGUAGAACAGCUUCCAAAUUAUAGUUCUGUUACACGUGCCCCCUGCAAUUGGGAACAUGUACAGUAUAUGUUAUGUGUGUUAACAAAAAAUCAAGUGCUGCAUUCUAAAAUGAUGAUUUCCCCAAAUGAUAUUUCUGUGGCAAAAAUUAUGUUCAAAACUUGUGGUGCUUUACUGAAUAUAUAUAAACUAACUCUGGUGCAAGCUACAUAGGACGUCCCCUGAAGGAUACUUAAGGGUUAAGGGGAAUUAAAAUCACUGCUGAAUCAUUUAAUCAACAGCAUUUACAAAAAAGGAAAACUGAAGACUUCACUGCUUUCAAUGGUGUGAUCUCUUAAGUCUGAUGCUAAAUCUGUUUGCAAAAGAUCAGUCUACAGUGUGCUCUUGGGUAAGCACUAAACAUUUGAAGAAUGUGCUGUAUUAUCUUGUGCUUUGGUGUAUAGGCUGAAUACAGGCCCACAGUUUAAUAUAGUUAAGGGUGUGCAUCACAGACUUGGAGUACAACAACAGAGUGUUGGUUUAAGAUUAGGAUACAAGCGCUUCAGCAACAAUGAUUUACAAGUUAAUGGUGGUGUUCAUACUUUAUUAAGAAAGUAAAAAACAAUAAUUGUAUAAGCUGCUGCAUUAAUCACUGUUAUAAACUGUACUUCAAACCCUUUCCAGAAUAUUGCAUGUACAGUUUUAAAAACCUGCCACAGUCAACAGCCCCCAUAAGAUGUAUGCAUGCGUAAAUAUUAUUCAGACCCCCAGGCACACAUCAAAACCGAAACCUUAUGUCCGAGGCAGGGGUACAUGCUGGGUCCCAUUGAUUGCAAAUACAGGACUAAAGUGUACAAGAAGUCUAUACUUUCACACUUACCAGUGGCCGGAUACACUGCACAGAAAUGGCAUUUCAAUGCAGUGAUUGCCUUACUGUUACUACAGGCACACUGGAAUUCAACCAGCAUGGUGCUGGCGCACGCUGCUUAACGUUUGCACGAUGAUACAUGACACGGUUUGCAUCGAGUCAAUUACAAGAGCAUUGUGUGUUUGUGUGUGGUUAAUUACCGAAAUACUGG